Messenger RNA from Chaetura pelagica (chimney swift), 1323 nucleotides. It is a transcript of the gene HTR4, whose product is annotated as 5-hydroxytryptamine (serotonin) receptor 4, G protein-coupled. Gene Ontology annotation, cellular component: plasma membrane. Gene Ontology annotation, biological process: adenylate cyclase-activating adrenergic receptor signaling pathway; regulation of appetite; chemical synaptic transmission. The coding region runs from base 1 to 1323 and encodes 440 amino acids. The transcript is spliced from 7 exons. NCBI's taxonomy places the organism in Eukaryota, Metazoa, Chordata, Aves, Apodiformes, Apodidae. Gene Ontology annotation, molecular function: G protein-coupled serotonin receptor activity. The record is from RefSeq and is a predicted model, not a curated record.
AUGCUCCAGCAUGGUAGUGCUGAUGUAAGAGCAGACUCCUGUGGUUAUAGAGCAGGGCAAGAACGUGUCCUGAUAACUUGGAGUUCUUUUAAAAGUGAGUUCCAGAAAACCACCUGUGCCCACCAGGAGGGAAGCAGUUGGCAGCAGGUCGGUGCUGUCACCACUGAGAGGGCAGCAGUGGAGGAGACCCCUCAACAGAAAGGGUGUAGUGCUCCCAGGGAGCCUGUGCCUGGGGACAGGGCCAUCCUUUCAGUGGCAAUAGUAGCUGACCUGCGGGUGAGGGUGGCCGUGUGCCGGGACAGGCAGCUCAGGAAAAUCAAGACCAAUUAUUUCAUUGUUUCCCUUGCUUUUGCGGACCUGCUGGUGUCAGUGCUGGUGAUGCCGUUUGGAGCCAUUGAGUUGGUUCAGGACAACUGGAUCUACGGGGAGAUGUUCUGCCUGGUCCGAACGUCCCUGGAUGUCCUGCUUACCACAGCAUCCAUCCUGCACCUCUGCUGCAUCUCGCUGGACAGGUACUAUGCUAUUUGCUGCCAGCCUCUGGUUUACAGGAACAAGAUGACUCCUCUGCGCAUCGCUGUCAUGCUUGGAGGGUGCUGGGUAAUCCCAACGUUUAUUUCUUUCCUCCCUAUCAUGCAAGGCUGGAAUAGCAUUGGCAUCAUCGAUCUGAUCCAGCAAAGGCAGUUCAACAAGGCUUCCAACUCCACUUACUGCAUAUUCAUGGUCAACAAGCCAUACGCCAUUACCUGCUCCGUGGUGGCCUUUUACAUCCCCUUCAUGCUGAUGGUGCUGGCCUAUUACCGCAUCUACGUGACGGCGCGGGCGCACGCGCGGCAGAUCCGGGUGCUGCAGCGCGCGGGGGCCCCGGCCGAGGGCAGGGAGCAGCCCCCAGACCAGCACAGCACCCACCGCAUGAAGGCCGAGACCAAAGCUGCCAAGACCCUGUGCAUCAUCAUGGGCUGCUUCUGCCUGUGCUGGGCCCCCUUCUUUAUCACAAACGUGGUGGACCCUUUCAUAAGCUACACGGUGCCGGGGAAGCUGUGGACGGCUUUCCUGUGGCUGGGCUACAUCAAUUCAGGGCUGAACCCUUUCCUCUACGCCUUCCUGAACAAGUCCUUCAGACGUGCCUUCCUCAUCAUCCUGUGCUGCGGCGACGAGCGGUACCGAAGGCCUUCCAUCCUGGGGCAGACAGUGCCCUGCUCCACCACCACCAUCAACGGGUCGACGCAUGUGCUAAGGUACACUGUCUUACGUAACGGGCACCAUCAGGAACAUGAGAAGCUUCCCAUCCACAAUGACCCUGAAUCCCAAGAGUCCUGUUUUUAG